Molecule: messenger RNA, 264 nt
Organism: Cetraspora pellucida
Lineage: Eukaryota; Fungi; Glomeromycota; Glomeromycetes; Diversisporales; Gigasporaceae
Source: the annotation of a GenBank genome assembly
AAGCUUUGCAGGUGAACCAUUUACUAAAUCAGCUUAUAAGUACGUACUUACUGUUUUGGAUAAUCAUGGACACGAUGUUGAAGAUACCCGAAUGCUAUAUCAAGCUAGAAAUCAAUGUAUGGGCUCUCGACCUGCACUCUUAACAUUUAAAGAAAACUUGAAGUAUUCUAAUCAUCUUUGGCGUUCUAAUUUUGAUGGUUCUUUUCAUUCUUUUGAGAUAGAAAAGUUUGACAAUAUAGAUGAAAUCAAAUCCAAAUUUUUCGA